CGACAACGCGUCGCGCUUGCGCCUGCCGAAUUUCGCGUCGGCGUCGAACCAAUUCACGUGCAAGUGCUGACAUCAUGCAAAUUGAAUGUUCCGCUCGUGCACGACUCGGUGAAGUAUGAACUGAUUGCGCCGUGAUCCAUUAUUCCAUCCUUACCGUUCGCCUUCCACUUAUUGAUUCUCAAGUGGGGAACUACUAGUUACAUAUACUCGUACGACAUCGAAAAAAGGGAAGAAACAUCCCGCAAAACUGGCGAACUUCUUCUGGCAAACGGCGCCCUCGACCGCGCCAUCCACUCCUCCCACUCCACCACCGUCAUCUCCAGCCAUGUCGCAGCCCUCGUCCAGACCGCAUCUCACACCGCAAUUCUGCUUUAACCAAACCGCUCUCCGAGACUUCCUCCGCCUCUCCCGCAGCACAAUAGACGACUCGAUAACGCAAAACCUCAACGCUCUUCACACCCCCUCCAGAUCCCCCUUCAACCCAUCCUCCACCUCCACCCGCUCUCUCACGCCACCAUCCUCCUCGCGCCAGAUCCCCGCAGAAACAUGCACAUCCUUCAAGCAAAAGGUUCUCUUCCCUUCAUGGGCCUCGCGGUCCGACGUGCUGGAUUACUGCGCCGGCGUCGCCACCUCGCCAGACCCAGAUGACCCAGAUAGUGUACUGCGGCAGAUUGAGGACGCGAAGGUGCGCGAGAGAGUUGUGGAUGAGAGGUUGGAUCCGUAUAGUGCGAGGUAUUUUCCGCAGGAAGCGAGAACAGAGAGCUUGGCGAUGCUGAUGCGGAAUGAGAGGACGGUGGAGAAGAUUAUAAGGAGCAGGACCUGGAGUUUGGUUGGGGAGAGGUGUGGGGAAGGUGGGAGUGUGGACGAGGCGUUCGAUGGGUGGAGGAGGGAGCAGGGGAAGGGAAAGCGGUAG
Periconia digitata is the source of this 913-nucleotide messenger RNA. The record is from the annotation of a GenBank genome assembly. Lineage: Eukaryota; Fungi; Ascomycota; Dothideomycetes; Pleosporales; Periconiaceae.